This is a messenger RNA of Suncus etruscus (white-toothed pygmy shrew), 1314 nucleotides long. It is a transcript of the gene HSD17B11, whose product is annotated as hydroxysteroid 17-beta dehydrogenase 11. Gene Ontology annotation, molecular function: oxidoreductase activity, acting on the CH-OH group of donors, NAD or NADP as acceptor. The coding region runs from base 148 to 1047 and encodes 299 amino acids. NCBI's taxonomy places the organism in Eukaryota, Metazoa, Chordata, Mammalia, Eulipotyphla, Soricidae. The transcript has 7 exons. Gene Ontology annotation, cellular component: lipid droplet. The record is from RefSeq and is a predicted model, not a curated record.
CCGCGGAAACCCAGAGGUUCUGAGCGUCGGCUGCGCUCUGCGCGCGCACCUGCGCUGCUUUUCAAGCUUGCACCGCUGGGCGCUGCGCUCCGCGGAGGGCCUGGGGACUCGGCUGCCCGCUACGGUGCCCCCCGCAGCACAGCCGCGAUGCUUUUCUUCCUCUACUCUUUCCUGCUAUUCCCCUUUCUCCUCCUCUGCUACCUGGAGUCGCUCCUGAAGCUUCUCAUUCCCAAGAAGAGAAAGUCGGUGGCCGGAGAGAUCGCCUUGAUUACUGGCGCUGGGCAUGGCAUUGGCAGGCUGACCGCCUAUGAGUUUGCCAAACUCGGAAGCAAGCUGGUUCUGUGGGACAUCAACAAGCAUGGAGUUGAGGAGACCGCAGCUAAGUGCCGGGAGCUUGGUUCCAGUGUCCAUACCUUUGUGGUGGACUGCAGCAAACGAGAAGACAUCUACAGCUCGGCCAAGAAGGUGAAAGAAGAAGUUGGAGAUGUUAGUAUCUUGGUAAAUAAUGCUGGUGUUGUCUACCCCUCGGAUUUUUUUGCUACACAAGAACCUCAAAUUGAAAAGACUUUUGAAGUUAAUGUUCUUGCACAUUUCUGGACUACAAAGGCUUUUCUUCCAGCGAUGAUGAAUAACAAUCAUGGCCAUAUCGUCACAGUGGCUUCAGUAGCUGGGCAUUAUGGUGUCCCUUUCUUAAUGGCAUAUUGUUCCAGCAAAUUUGCUGCUGUCGGAUUCCAUAAAUCUCUGACUGAAGAAUUGGAAGCCCUAAAAAGGCCUGGAGUCAAAACUUCAUGUCUCUGCCCUAACUUCAUCAACACUGGGUUCAUCAAAAACCCUUCUUCUAGUUUAGGCCCCGUCUUAGAACCUGAGGAAGUAGUCAGCAAGCUCAUGGAUGGGAUACUGACAGACAAGAAAAUGAUCUUUGUUCCAUCUUCAUUAGAUAUUUUAACAAAAUUUGAAAGGCUUCUUCCUGAGCAUUUCCUGGCAAUUAUGAAAAGAAAGCUCGAUGUUAGGUUUGAUGCAGUGAUUGGAUAUAAACCAAAAGAAUAAUAAGUGCUUGACUUUACUUCUUUUUUUUUUAAACUAAUCUACCAAAUUUAAAUUGAUUUAAAUUAAUAAGAAAUUUUAUGUUUGGUUUUUCACAUUUGCUUUUCUUAAUUAUCCUUCUUUUUCUCCAGUAUCAUCUUUUGGGACUCAGGCAGUUCUUAUAUAUAUUAUUUGUUCUUUAAUUGAAAACUAGAAGAGCAAUUCUUUGGGGAUUGACCUUAUGGAAAUGGAGGAUAAAAUGGACAAUAAUGGUUUUUAAUAAUUUUUAAG